CAGGCAGAAGAGAAAAAAAGGGGCACCCGUGAACCAGCCGAUUCCCCAUUCUCUCCACCGCGUCGUCGCCUCCGACGGCGCCGCCGUUCCCCUUUCAUCUCGACCUCGGGCAAGUAGCUGGCAUCGCUCGCCGUCGUCGCUUCCAGGCGAGGCCAUCGGCGGCCGCCGUCGCUUCUUCCUAGAGACCGCCGCCGUCUCCCCACACCCGCGCGGCACCCCGUCUUGCCCUCUCCCUCUAGGGUUUUCUUGGGCGUCGAAUCGCUAAAAGCUUCAAUUAAAGAUGGCUUAUAUGUAACAACAUGAGCAGUUUGCCAGCAUCAGAUCGGCUUUGCAUCCUUUCUUCUUGAGUUCCGGCGUCACAUCGUGUUUGCAUUCUUAAACAUUUCAUCUCGAUUAUUUGUUUUUCUUCACCCAUUAUAUUUGCUCAUAGUUUAUCGCUUUCCUUUCAUUUCUUUUUCACCGACCAGAACAGAUCGGGCCUCUUUUCACUAAAUUGGGGAAAAAUCAACAGAGUGUUGUUCUUGGCUUCUUGAAAAUGCUAUCGGCUCCACCUAGAGUGCACACCCGCUUCUUGAAAAAUCAACAGAGUGUUGCUUACUUACUCCAUAUAUAUAGACCAUUGCGCAUAUUUGCCUUUCCUGGCAAUCUUUUCCUGCUCUUUCUCUCUCUCUCUACUUUGGUCACGGCAAGCUAUUGUUAAGAAUGCCUUCAGAUACUAUUAGGUUCAACCAGGGGAGAUACUAUUGUCUAAUUUAUAUAUAGGCCAGUCAUGGUCUAUAAUUUUUAUGUCAACCUCCUGUGUUGUUUUGUAUCAAAUUUGCUUAUCGAUGAUUUAUCGUUACCAUAUAUCAUUGCCUAUUGUUGCGUUGAUUAAUAUGUACCUCUUGAUGGUAGAUCGUGCUUGCUCCUAUUAUUACCAUGGGUGAUUCUUUUCUCAGCUUAUAUGUAUAUGUUUUUGUAUUCUCGUGUAAUAUUCUAGCUCUUAAAGUAGCUUUGUAUAGAGGGUUACAUAUGUUGAGUUAUCUUCUCAUUAUUUAUAUUUCCUUUUAUCAGUUCGUUGGUUCUCAUUACUACCCAGUUUGUUACCUUACACAGUGUUAUACCCCAUGCCAACAUGCAAUAGAUUCUUUGUUAGUUCCCACUUAAUUUCAGCUCUAAAACUUUCAGAUUAUGUCUAUGCCUGAUGGAAAAUCUCUGGUUUGUGCACGCCUUAAGCGUAAGCGACCAAUAUUAGAGAUUAAUGAUGGUGAGCUACAUGAAUCGCUAUCAAACGAUGCCGAUGACUUCCCCACAGCCUUCAAUUUCAGAUCUAACCGGCCUGUUCGACGCCGUUUGUGUACUCAACUUGCUGAGACUAAUGAUGGUGAGUUACAUGGAUCACCAUCAAGCCACGCGAAUGACUUCCCCACAGCCUUCAAUUUCAGAUCUAACCGGCCUGUUCGACGCCGUUCGUAUACUCAACUUACAGAUUUUCCUCGCCCAGAUUCCGCCAUGGCUGCUCAAUCACGUAAAAAACGUAAAGCAUAUAUGUCAGAGCGUUCUAGGGUAUUGCGACAACGGUUGGCACAUUCAUCAUCUUCCAUAUAUGAUAAAGAUGCAUCGUCUUCUCAUACCACUAUCCCUACAAAUGGUCAUUCCCACGAUUCGUAUGUGAUGCUCAAUCAUGAUGUUAUCUCGACUGUUCGAUCAUGACUGCUCAUCAAACUGCUCGAUUGUAAAUGUUCAAUCUCGAUGCUGGUCUCGAUGCUCUGUUUUCUCACCAUUAAACCUUGGUCCACCAAGUCACACAUGUUGUUAUUGUGGCGCAUUAUUUUGGUAUGAGGAGCGCAUCGACCGACGGCGUCACACAACAAGACCGUUAUACAACAAGUGCUGCAAAGGAGGAAGUGUUAUCUUGCCUUCCUACAAGCCACCUCCAGAGCCUUUGCAUAGUCUGCUAACUGCGGUGGAUAGAGCUAAAUCAGCUCAUUUCUGUGAGAAUAUAAGGUACUACAACUCUAUGUUUGCUUUUACAUCAAUGGGGGUGAAUGUGAUUGAUUCUAUCAAUGAUGGUCGUGGUCCAUAUACAUUCAAGAGAAGUGGCCAGCUCUGCCAUCGUAUUGGGUCGCUCCUACCAAAAAGGGAUAAACGACCAGAAUAUGCUCAGCUGUACAUAUUUGACACUCAAAAUGAGCUUAUGAAUAGAUUGCGUGUUGGCACCUAUAAAAAUAGAGCCUUCCAACCUAACGAAGAAAUUGUAGCUGCUCUCAUGCAAAUGUUUGAUGCCCAUAACCCAAUUGUCAAGUUAUUUAGGGUUGCCCGUGAUAGGCUUUCUAGGGCAGGUGCACCCGAUGACCACUAUUUUAUAAGAUUGUUUGGAUCUCCUGACAAGCAUGGCGAUAUAUUUAAUGCUCCAGUAGCAUCAGAGGUUGUUGGAUUAGUUGUUGGUGACUUAGGUACAAGUGAUAUUGGACGUGACCUGAUGGUAGAAGACAAGGCUGGCAAUCUAAGGAAAGUUAAAGAAGAUCACUGUAAAUUUAUGGCGAUGCAGUACCCAAUUUUAUUUCCUUAUGGAGAAGAUGGGUAUCAUCAAAACAUUGCAUAUAGACAGUGUCGAAGAUCAGCAGGGAUUAAACGGAAGCGUGUCACAGAGGUAGAAUAUUAUGCCUAUAGGCUUCAUGAUAGAGGUGAUGAUUUCAACACCCUAACGCGUUGCAAAAGAGGUACACAAGCCUAUGUUAUUGACGCAUAUUGUUGCAUGGAAGAAUCUCAGUUGAGUCACUUUAGGACUAAAUCAUUUCAACAGAAAUAUAGAACUGCUCCUCUCAAAGAAAUUCAUGAUACAAUACAUAGAGGCAUUAUAGAAGGGUCUGAAGCAGGCCAAAGAAUUAUAAAACCUUCUUCCUAUGUUGGAGGGCCACGCUAUCUAUACCAAAACUACCUUGAUUGUGUUGCUCUUUGUCGAAAGUAUGGUUGUCCUGAUUUAUUUAUCACUUUCACAUCGAACCCUUUAUAGACAAAAAUUACUUAGGCUUUGGCUCUAAUUCCUGGGCAACAUUCAUCGAACAGCCUGAUAUUGUUGAUCGUGUGUUUCAUAUGAAGCUGCAUCUCUUCAUCGAUGAUAUCACAAAGAAUGAAUUUUUUGGUCCAAUUACUGCAGUUGUAUACAUUAUCGAAUUUUAGAAACGUGGUCUUCCACAUGUCCAUAUUAUUUUAUGGCUAAAAAAAACUGGUGCAUUGACUGCUGAUGAGGUUGAUAAGUUCAUAUCAGCACAAUUACCUGAUCCUUCUGUCGAUCCAAUUGGUUUUGAUGCUGUAUCUGCAUUUAUGAUUCAUGGUCCUUGUGGUGAGGGACAUCCAUCAUGUGCUUGCAUGGUUAACGGCGAAUGCUCUAAGAACUAUCCAAAAGAAUAUUGUGAGAAGACAACAAUCUUACAAAAUGGACAUGUUAGAUAUGCUCGACCAAAGAAUAGAAUAUCUACCAAAAAGAAUGGUGUUGCUGUUGAUAAUGCAUUUGUUCUCCUGCAUAAUGUGGAUUUAUGUGUGAAGUACCAAGCACACAUAAAUGUAGAGAGAGUUAGCCGUGAUGGGAUGGAAAAAUAUUUAUUCAAGUAUUUUACCAAAGGUUUUGAUUGUUCAAAGGUUGGUCUCCAACGUAAAAGAGCAUCCGGUGAAUCAUCUACCUGUACCAAAGGUGUUAAUGAGAUCCAAGAUUACCUAGAGUGCAGAUGUAUAGCUCCCAAUGAUGCAGCUUGGCGCUUGCUCCAGUUUGAAAUUCACCACACUAACCCUUCUGUUGAGCGUCUUCCUGUCCAUCUACCACUCGGAAACAGUGUAGUAUACAAUGAGGAUGACAGCCUAGAACAAGUAUUGCAGAACCCAUGGAAUCAAAUUACAAAGCUCACUGCCUGGUUUGAAGCUAACAAGACCUAUCCUGAGGCUGUGUGCUACACAUAUGCAGAGUUCCCAGAGCACUUCACUUGGCAUGCUGAUGGAAAGUAUUGGGAUUAUCGACGUGGUACUGGUAACGUCGGAAGACUAGCCAAUGUAGGCCCUAACCAGGGGGAUUCCUACUAUCUUCGUAUGUUGCUAUAGUGAAGGUGGCAAGGUCGUACUCAGAGAUCAGAACAAUUGAAGGCCAACAGUAUCCAACAUUCCAGGCUGCUUGCCAGGCUCCUGGUCUCCUAGGUGAUGAUCGUGAGUGGUUGUCCGCUAUAGUUGAUGCAGCGCAUUGGGCUCUUCCAUACCAGCUCCGUGAGUUGUUUGUCACACUUCUCCUCUUUUGCAAUGUUACAGAUCCAUUGGCUUUAUUUGAAGAACAUUUUUCUAGAAUGGGUGAGGACUACAUGCAUCGCAUUGGGCAUAGUAUGACAUACCAUUCUACACCUUUUACACAACAUGUUAGAUCAUUUGUUCUUGCUGAAAUUGACAAGUUGCUUAGAAAUUCUGGAUAUAGCUUACCACACUUUAACUUGCCUGAGCCCAUUCUUACCAGUGCAUGUGCAGUUGGCAAUAGACUUUUAACAGAUGAACAAGCUUAUGAUAUUGAUAGGAUAUCAGUAGAAGCAGCUGAACAACUCAAUCAAUUGAAUCUGAAUCAAAAACAUGUUUAUGAUGUUGUCCUUCAAUCAGUCAACAAUUGCAUUGGUCACACAUUCUUUGUGCAUGGCUAUGGUGGUACCGGGAAGACAUUUCUUUGGAAUGCUUUGCUUAAUGCUGUUAGAGCUCAAGGAAAAAUUGCUUUGGCUGUUGCAUCAUCUAGCAUUGCUGCACUUCUUCUGCCAGGUGGUCGCACACCGCAUUCCCGCUUCAAAAUACCAUUAGAUAUACAAGAACAUUCACUCUAUGCUAUCAAAAAAAAAAAACUCAUCUAGCCCAAUUGAUACAACAAACAUCUUUAGUUAUAUGGGAUGAGGCACCUGUCAAUCAUAGACAUUGUUUUGAAGCUCUGGAUAGAACACUAAGGGAUAUCCUAUCCUCAAAUGAUCCAUCCCUAGCUAAGAAGCAAUUUGGAGGCCUCACAGUUGUUUUCGGAGGGGAUUUUAGGCAAACACUUCCAGUACUGCCUCAUGCAUAGAAAUAUGAGAUCUUAAGUGCAUCUAUUACCCGCUCUUAUUUGUGGUCCCACUGCAUUAUUCUGCAUCUAACUGAGAAUAUGAGGCUUCAAUCACCGUUGUUGUCUGAUACUCAGCGAGAUCACCUUAAAGAAUUCUCAAAAUGGCUUCUUCAUAUUGGAGAAGGAACAUUGCCUGAUAACUCUCCUACUGAUAGACAUGAUACAUGUUACAUCAAAAUUCCAGGAUACUUGCUUUUGCCACCUGAAUCAAGAAAUAUUUCAUCACUGGUAUCUUUUGUGUACAAUGAAUCAAGCAUUUCAGAUAUGGUUGCUUAUUUCUGUGAGCGAGCAAUCCUUGCCCCAACUAAUGACAUAGCUGCAGAAAUCAACUCCCACAUGAUAUCUCAGUUGCCAACAGAACAAAUGUCAUAUUAUAGCUCAGACAUCAUAGAUGAUAGCACAGCUAAUCGUGCUACACUUGAGGCCUUUUAUCCAGUGGAGUUCCUCAACACAAUAUAAAUGAGCGGCUUGCCAGAUCAUUGCUUGCAAUUAAAAGUAGGGUUCCUAUAAUGUUGCUCCGCAAUUUGAACCCAUCAAAGGGCCUUUGCAAUGGAACAAGACUCAUAGUAACUCAGCUAACUCACUGUAUAAUAGAAGGAGAAAUAAUCAUAGGAAAAGCUAAAGGAUGUAAGGCAUAUAUACCAAGGAUAGUAACUACAUCUACCGACAAAAGGUGGCCCUUUAAGAUUAAGCGUCGCCAAUUUCCAGUUCGAGUUUCAUAUGCAAUGACUAUAAAUAAGAGACAAGGGCAGACACUUAGUAGGGUUGGAGUUUAUCUACCUAGCCCGGUUUUUUCACACGGUCAGCUCUAUGUUGCUUUCUCACGAGUGACAUCCCCAGAUGGUUUGCGUGUUCUGAUAGAUAACAACCCUCCUGAACAUGCAGAAAGCACUCAAAAUGUUGUCUACAAAGAAAUUUUCGAUGGUUUUACAUGCUUCUACUAACUGCAAGCAUUUCCCUUUUGGUUUCAUGUACAACUACUGCCCACUGUUUACUGAAUGACUUUCUUCCUCAGUUAAUGAUGCUUUUAUUGAUUCACUGCUUAUUCAGACUCCAUGCAGUCCAACCUAUGAAAUGUGCCUGAUUUCCCUGUUUUGUGUACAACAAUAGAAGUACACCCUUCUUUCCUCUUGACGUUGGGAAACAACAGCGUUUUGGCUCAAUCAUUCACUUUCCUUCUCUCUAGAUGAUCCUGGAGGUGUCAGCUGGUACUGUUCAGGAGAUCAAUGGCGUCAGACUGCGUGUUGUCAGCAUUGGUGCCGUGUAAAUCAUGCAUGCCUGCCUCAAUUUCUUCGUUGGCUCCACUGACAAACAGCUGCACAUGAUCUGCAACCUCUGUUGUGUCCACCGUCGCCUGUACUUGAGCUGGAGAACCUGCUCCCGAGAUUGCCUUGCCUGCUGUGUCUGCACGGUCCGCGACCUUGGAGUGGAUUCUUCAUCAGAAUUUCUCCGUGUACAUCCUCCUGCGUCCCAGCACUACUAUCUGCAUCAUCUUCUGCUACAUUUUCUCCAGAAAAAUCAUCAGAUGGCUCAUUAGGCGCAGUAUUAAGCAUAUGAUCAAUACCAUGUUCUCCCCCUUGAUCAGUACAGUGUGGGACAAGGGAGCUAGGCAACAAAGAUAUCUCAGCACGGAGACGAGCUCCAGCAUUAGAGUGAAGUUGGGAGAAAGGAAAAACAUUUUCAUCAAAGAUAACAUCACGGAAUAUAUAUACUCUCCCGGUAGAUAUAUCUAGACAUUUGAAACCCUUGUGAAGGUGACUAUAUCUAAGGAAGGCACAUUGCUUAGAGCAAAAUUGUAGUUUAUGAUUGUUGUAUGGUCGAAGGUUAGGCCAGCAAGCACACCCAAAAACUUGUAAAAAUUGGUAAUUGGGUUUUCGAUGAAACAAUUUUUCUA
Oryza sativa Japonica Group (Japanese rice) is the source of this 6989-nucleotide messenger RNA. The record is from RefSeq and is a predicted model, not a curated record. Lineage: Eukaryota; Viridiplantae; Streptophyta; Magnoliopsida; Poales; Poaceae.